CCAUUUUCAAUACAAUAGACAGCACAGCACAUACCAAUCGACCCCCUUCAGCGUUUUCUUGCUCGCCAGUCCCACAAAUCGCAAACUCGGUCCAAAAUCGAGCUCAGAUCGUGGCAGCGUCGUCCUCCCUUGUCCUUUUUCUAAGCCAAUCGUACAAACGAGACAGGUGUUGCGAUCUUGAUAGCUCAAUCGUCCUUCUCAAGAGAUUAAGCCUUCCAAAUCAAUUUUCCGUCGGAAUUAGUCUUAUUUUCAAAUUACUCACAGUCCCGCAUCGACUCUAGGCUGUGAUUUUCACAUUUCUCAACUCCUAUAAGUAGGCCCUUCUCUUCACUGUUCAAUUUUUGGAGACUAAAGAGUGCCCUAAAGGUUUUGGGAAUUCUUUGUUCCAUAGUUCAAAAUUUUGUGGCUGUUCGAGUUUAGAGAGGUGGUGGAAUCGUCUCCAUUGAACUCGUCAUCCGGUUUGCUGCCCACAACCAGUUAAGGAUGUUUAUUUCAUCUUUAUUCCCAUUAAGAAAAGAGACGUACAAUACUGUAGUCGAGCAAGAUGGCCUUGACUCCAACAUUAUAAAUAAGAGUGUAUAAUCUCCUCUUGUGACUCCAUAGAAAUUCCACCCACUUAAUCAGUAUGAACCAAAUAAUCUUCGGUAGCGAUUGUGCCAAGAGAACUGAUGGAAGUACUUUAUGUUUAAUCUACUACCAAGAACAAAGAAAGAUAAGUUAAGUUAUAUAUCUCCAUGCCAAGAAGAAGAGGAAGACAUCGCAAAACAACUGAAGUUGUAAAGGAUGCUAAUGAAGAACAACAUCAAGUGAAAAUGGAAGAUGAUAUAUUCAAGCAAGAAGCUGAACGUCAAAGUACUGCUAUAAGGGCUAUUCGUGAUGUGGAGAUUGAACACUUAAAAGAUAUGUUACAAUUGCUGCGAUCAAAUUUUAGUAAUGAACAGCUGCAAGUUCCAGUAACGCAAUUUUUUGAGGAAAAAUUUCCAAACCUGGCUAUUGUAAGAAAUGAGAAAAAUGGCCAGUAUGAAGUGCAAAGGAAAGACAAUGCUGUUAAUUUAAGCAUGGACCAAUUUGAUGGAAGGAAUCUACAUGCUUCUCUUCUUAAUAACCUGUCCAUGGUGUACCCUGAUUGCUCCAGUGCCAUGCCGUCACUUGGUGGAUUUGAACUCUCAAAUAAAUCUGUUAAAACAUCAUGCUAUGGUGUCGAAAACCUCCAGAUCAAGGGAUUUGUCUUGGAAGAGCCAUCUGACUCCCAAAUGCUUGAUUUGCCUGAUACUCUUCAGACUCCUGGUGCAUAUAAUAACAGAUUAUCUGUUGGGAUGACUCCCAAAACUUUAAGACUGCCUAAACCUGGGGAAAUGCUUCUAUCUGUCCACGGCUCUCCUCUCGGUGUUUACAAGGAAGACAAUAUGGAAGCGAUACAUGAGUCUGGAGAGUGAAGAUGGAUGAAUUGACUCAAAGUAAUUUGUUUAGCGGAGGGGUAGACGAUACAUUUUCUCUAAUGUAAUAAUUUUUGAGACUUAUCAUCAAACUUAACCCAUAAUCUUACUUUUGUUGAGAGUUCAUAGAACACUUUGCCAGCCUCCUUUUAGUUCCAGCCCUUUUCUCUAUUUCCUUCCCCCUUCCCUUUGUUAUGACCUAUUUUCUGUAGGUUAUGAAGCUGGAAAAUUACUAUCGUUGUACAUAAUUUGUAAGUGUGACAAGAUUUUUAGUGAUUAGAGAUGGUCAAGUUAUUAA
Solanum lycopersicum (tomato) is the source of this 1734-nucleotide messenger RNA. RefSeq lists its product as uncharacterized. Lineage: Eukaryota; Viridiplantae; Streptophyta; Magnoliopsida; Solanales; Solanaceae. The record is from RefSeq and is a predicted model, not a curated record.